AUGGUGUCAUUUAAAAACAUAAUUCUGUUUGCGGGUUUAUUCGUUUAUGUCGUUAACGCAGAAAUUAAGAAACGCUUUGUGAAUGAAAUUGAUAUUCCGACGCUUGUUCAGAGACUUGAUGAUCUGACGGAGAGGGUUGCAGAGAAUGAGAGAAAAUUAAGAUAUCAUCCAGUUGCUUUUAAAGCGCAUCUUUCACAAAAAAUGGUCAGCCCUGCGCCAAACCAGAGAAUUAUAUUCGACGACGUACAGCUUAACAUCGGAAACGCCUACCACGGAAAUCUCGGUGGAUUCAUUGCCCCAGUGAACGGAACAUACCUGUUCUCCGUAUCAAUCUGUUCUGACGGCAACCACUUCAUUGUUUUAGAUUUAAUGCGCAAUUCCAAUAUGAUUGGCAGGGUCCUUGCGGGUGACACCGUGUAUAACGAUUGUUCGUCGGAAACAACCAUUGCGGAGUUGAAAUCUGGGGACGAGAUUUAUGUUCAGCACCACUUGAACGUCGGCGAUCUUCUUCAAGUCCAACAGCAUACGCUGGAUAGCUUCACCGGUGCAUUAUUAGCUGUCAUAUAAUGAUCAUUGACAGUUUUACUUACGAUAUAUUCAAACUUAUGACAGUCACGUUUCAAACUUAUGAUAUCAUCUUCUGAGAUGAAACUUCCAUGCAACCAAUUUUUAAUGA
Mya arenaria is the source of this 676-nucleotide messenger RNA. Its product is annotated as heavy metal-binding protein HIP-like. The record is from RefSeq and is a predicted model, not a curated record. The transcript has 2 exons. Gene Ontology annotation, molecular function: protein binding. NCBI's taxonomy places the organism in Eukaryota, Metazoa, Mollusca, Bivalvia, Myida, Myidae. The coding region runs from base 1 to 567 and encodes 188 amino acids.